GCAUCUUAAAUACAUUUAGAUAAAUAAAUGGGAAUAAUAUAUUUUACAUUUUGUUUUUACAGCUCAGCUAAUGGAGCAAGUGCCACCAAAGUGGAUGCUAUCUGCACUUAUGUCAACAGUUCUGGAGCACCUAGAUUUGAUCAAGUCGCAUUUUUCAAAGAGCUAGCGAACAAAACAAAUGGUGUCACCAGCCUAGGGAUAUAUUCCUUGGACCCCAACAGUCUUUAUGUCAAUGGAUACAGUGAAGCAGCAUCUAAAAAUCCAACCACGCCAAUUAAUUCCUUUACUGUAAAUGUUUCUAUAACUAAUCUCCCAUACACCUCUAAUAUGGGGACACCGAACACCUCCUUAUUCAACAGCACUCGACUUAUAAUGAAUACUGUAAUAAAUUCUGUUGUGAACCAAACCACACUGAAUUUUUUUUCUCCAGUAUGUCAGACCAUAAGAUUUAGCUCAGCUAAUGGAGCACGUGCCACCAAAGUGGAUGCCAUCUGCACUUAUGUCAACAGUUCUGGAGCACCUAGAUUUGAUCAAGUUGCUUUUUUCAAAGAGCUAGCAAACAAAACAAAGGGUGUCACCAGUCUAGGGAUAUAUUCCUUGGAUCCCAACAGUCUUUAUGUCAAUGGAUACAACGAAGCAGCAUCUGUGGAGUCCCCCAUUGAGGCAGCUACCAAAGUCCCAGUAGACGCAGCCAGUUCUGAAGAAAUUACACUCAAUGUUACCAUACUUAACCUGGCUUAUACUUCUGAGCUUGCUUCCAAAUAUUCUUUAAAGUACAACUCUACAUCUACCAAUAUGCUGUACUUGGUGAACAACUUAAUGAAAAACAGCACCCUUGGUUCCCAGUUGAUAAAUUGCCUUCUUGAUAGCUUUGUAUUCAAUGCAGUUGGCACCAAAGUAAACUUAGUUUGUAAUAUUAAGAAGGAUGCUACAGGGCUGAAAUUUGAUGCAGGGGCAUUUUACAAUGAGGUGUCUUCCAUGACCUUAAAUGUUACCAAGUUGAGUAUCUACAAGCUAGAUGCAAACUCUCUUUAUGUCAAUGGAUACAAUAAGGCCAUGGCUACAACAACAACCAAAUCUCCAUCUUUGACUACAUUCAGAAUUUUUGGACCCAGGCAAUUCUUUCUUAAUUUUACAAUAACAAACCUUAACUUUAACGCAAGUCUAGCAAACAAAACCUCUGGCCCAUUCAUAAUUUUAAAAAGCAAACUCGAUAACUUGCUGAAUGAAGGCUUUAAAUAUAAUUCACGAGUAAAGGACAACUUUGAAAUCUGUGAAGUAAUUAGGUUAAGGUCAACUCCCGAAAGUGUAGACACCACUGUAGAAGCUAUCUGCACUUUUAAUAUGAACCUUUUGGCAAGAACCUUCACAGAAAAUGAUAUUCAAAACUCACUCCUAGAAAUAACCCAAAAUGGCACCACUUUGGGCAACUUUACUUUGUCUAGAUCAAGUAUUCACGUGGAUGUUUUCAGGGUAGAUGUAACCACAACGGCUAGCAGCAGCAUAACCACCACAGCUAGUGCUAUCAUAGGAAACCUGCCUUCCUCGGCAUUUCUUGGCUUUAAUAUUAAUUUCACCAUACUCAACAAUUCUGUACCAGAUGAUCCCACAAAGCGGCAGAUGCUGGAGGAAGACAUAACGAACAAGAUGAAUGGGCUAUAUCAAAAUAGUACACUGAGCAAACAAUUCAAAUACUGCUUGCUUUCAUCAAUAAGGAAUGGAUCUAUCAUAGUAUCAUGUAACUGCUACUUUCAAGAUGAUCCAGUUGUAAACAGGAAGUCUGUUCAGGAUGAAUUUAACCAAGGGUCAGAUAGAGGACGUAUUUUGGGAUUAAUAUAUCCCCUAAAGGAUAUUACUGUUACAGAAAUCCCAAGAAAUUAUGACUUGCCAUUUUGGGCCAUUAUUCUUAUUUGCCUGGCUGUUUUAUUAGUACUUGUCUUACUCUUUUUGAUCAUCUUUUUGCUAAUAUAUUGUUUAAAAGGCAGGAGAGACUCCUAUGACAUACACCAGAACAUUUAUGAAACUUAUUUCCCCCAUCUGGACAUGAGAAAGUUAUACUGAGGAUGACCAAAAACUUCUUCAAAAUGUCUUUGUAUUAUCAUAUACAUCGAUGCUAGUAUACUAUCCUAUAUACUGUAAUUGUUAUCACUAAGCCAUCAUGUUAUUUCCAACCUGGAAAACACCUUUUGAUUGGAAAAGCUGGGCGACUGGAUAACUGAAAGCAAGGAAUAAAUUCUAACAUGGACUAAGAUUUCUACUGAAACCACAGUUUCACUUGUGGAAAUGGUUUAUAUAGUGUUUUUUUUUUUUUUUUUUGCGUCGUUUUGCACUGCGCCAAUAUCUUAAACUAUAUACUACUUUGUCUUCUGCCAAUUUGUAUCUUACUUCACACAGGAGCUAUAGUAUAAACAUUUUAAUAAAUAAUAUGUAAAAAACAGUAAAUAAAUACCUCAAAUAUUGAUACUGACUCUAUUUACCAUCAAACUCUAGUAAUACAUUGCACUGGCUUAGCAUCCAAUAAGACUUUUUUUUAAACUGUAGUACAAAGAUACUUGAUUAAUUGUAAUGUAGCUAACAGCCAAAUAGAAAUCCGAUUUCUGCAACCUGAUAAAUGUAUUUCUAAAUGGCUGGUAUUAUGCACUUAAUUAAAGGACUGAAGAAACUUUCAUUAUAUUUAGUAUAUAUUAUAUAUAGAAAGCUUAUAUAUUUUGCAAUCAAUGAUUUA
Messenger RNA from Rana temporaria (common frog), 2725 nucleotides. RefSeq names its product mucin-16-like. The coding region runs from base 28 to 2061 and encodes 677 amino acids. NCBI's taxonomy places the organism in Eukaryota, Metazoa, Chordata, Amphibia, Anura, Ranidae. The record is from RefSeq and is a predicted model, not a curated record. The transcript is spliced from 18 exons.